AAGAAAUUUAACGGUCAGUUCGUCAGUCAGUUUGGAGUGGAACUUGUCAAAUCAAAUUUAAAUUCCUCGAUAUUACAGAAACAUUUGAUAACAAUUUAACUGAAAUCUAGUCCCUAAAAGACGUUAAAAAUGUCCCAGUUCAAAUACUGGAACGAUAUGAACAAUAUAUUAAGCCUGGAGGGCCCCAUAACGAAGGGACCCCAGCCCAGAUAUGAAAGGAAAAAGAACAGUAACGCUCUAUCAAAUAACAGCAGUCUGAAUUCCUCAAAGCAGAAAUCGUUAUCCUCGUCGUGCGUUAACUUAUCAUCCAAAACCCCGUCUAAGAACGGUGAUAGUGAUAGAUCUAGAAGUAAAACACCGACCCGAACACCCAGCCAUAAAGCGAAAACACCUAGAAAAACUCCCACUCCGAAUAAGGGUGCCAGGACGCCAGGCGGAGAUCGAUUUAUACCAUCUAGAGUGGCGAGCAAUCUCGAUCUGGCUCACUUCAAACUUUCCCAAGAGGAAAAUAAUGACACAGAAUCAAAUAGUGAACUUCAAAGGGUGAUAAACGAGAACAUUCAGGGAAACCAGAGGGUGCUUUCUUAUAUUAACAAAGCUCCGACGGCUCCCGAAGGUUUUCAGAACCCCAUGAGGGUGCUUUAUUCACAAAGCAGGACUCCGGCAUCUGUUAAAAGUAGUAGUCGGUAUAUUCCACAUGCACCUGACCGUAUUCUAGAUGCUCCCGAUAUUGUUGAUGACUUUUAUUUAAACUUGAUGGAUUGGGGAGCUAAUAAUAUUUUGGCUGCUGCUUUAGGAUCUCACGUAUAUUUAUGGAAUGCAGGUACAGGAAACAUUGACCAGCUACUAGAACUAGAAGGCAACGACUAUAUUUGCUCGCUAGCUUGGAUCCACGAAGGUGACUGCUUAGCAGUGGGAACCACACAUGGCACAGUGGAGCUGUGGGAUUGCGCUAGAAAAAAAAGACUGCGAAUUAUGAACGGGCAUUCCGCUAGAGUGGGAGCUUUAGCAUGGAACUCUUAUGUGGUGUCAAGCGGCUGCAGAAGCGGUCAAAUAAUACAUCAUGAUGUGCGACAGAGAGACCAUAUUGUUACCACUAUUUCAGCGCAUACCCGCGAAGUAUGCGGUUUAAAAUGGUCACCGGAUGGAAAAUAUUUGGCCAGUGGCGGUAACGAUAACGUCUUAAACGUUUGGGCCGCAGUGAACGAGGGACAUCACUCCGAAGGCGCGCCGCUGCACUCUUUCACGCAACACAACGCCGCCGUGAAAGCGUUGGCUUGGUGUCCGUGGCAGCCCCAUAUUCUUGCCAGUGGCGGCGGUACAGCGGACCGGCACAUUCGCAUUUGGAAUUGUAAUACCGGAGCCUGUGUGAAUUCUAUCGAUACAAAGUCACAGGUUUGCUCAGUUUUAUGGUCUCAGAACUACAAGGAACUCGUAUCCGGUCAUGGAUUUGCUAAUAAUGAAGUAAUAAUAUGGAAAUAUCCGGCAAUGACUAAGGUUGCCGAGUUAAGUGGUCACACAGCAAGAGUUCUGCACCUCGCCAUGUCGCCAGAUGGCACCACAAUCUUGUCCGCCGGUGCGGACGAGACCCUGAGACUAUGGAAAUGUUUCGUCAAAGACCCGGUGAAGAACAAGGAUAAGGAAAACGCGGUCCGGACAAAACCGAGCGCUUUGAGGCAAUGCAUUCGAUGAUUCGUGUUUCUUUUUUUUUAACUUAAUUUACCGUAUUACUUAGCGUAAUAGUUUGGCGUAAGAGUAUUGUUAGUUUUUACUGUUUAUAUUUAAUUAUUGACUGUGAGUAUUUUAGUCUACUCUAUAUUUUGUAUGUUUUUUUUAUAUAACGAUUAUAAUACUUAAUAAACGGCUAUUUAUGACAA
Anthonomus grandis grandis is the source of this 1877-nucleotide messenger RNA. It is a transcript of the gene fzy, whose product is annotated as cell division cycle protein 20 homolog. The transcript has 5 exons. Lineage: Eukaryota; Metazoa; Arthropoda; Insecta; Coleoptera; Curculionidae. The record is from RefSeq and is a predicted model, not a curated record. The coding region runs from base 130 to 1692 and encodes 520 amino acids. Gene Ontology annotation, molecular function: ubiquitin ligase activator activity; anaphase-promoting complex binding; protein binding. Gene Ontology annotation, cellular component: anaphase-promoting complex. Gene Ontology annotation, biological process: anaphase-promoting complex-dependent catabolic process; positive regulation of anaphase-promoting complex-dependent catabolic process; positive regulation of ubiquitin protein ligase activity.